Messenger RNA from Terrapene triunguis (Three-toed box turtle), 435 nucleotides. RefSeq names its product murinoglobulin-2-like. The record is from RefSeq and is a predicted model, not a curated record. The transcript has 4 exons. Lineage: Eukaryota; Metazoa; Chordata; Testudines; Emydidae. Gene Ontology annotation, cellular component: extracellular region. The annotation marks the transcript as partial.
ACCUUUGACCUGCGGGUGGAGACGGAGCCGAAGGAGUGCACCGAGACCGCCAGAUCCCGCUUCAGCCUCGUGCUGCACGCCCGGUACAGCGGGGAGCGCCCAGCCUCCAACAUGGCCAUCAUCGAAGCCAAGCUGCCAUCUGGCUACACCCCCGUCAAGAGCUCCCUGCAGCAGCUGGAGAAGCAGCAUUUGGUGAAGUGGUUGGAGGAGCAGAACAACCAGGUGACGCUCUAUCUGGACCAGCUGACGAAGGAGGCGGCGAGUUUCACCUUCUCCCUCGAGCAGGAUUUCCCUGUGAAGAAUCUCAGAGCAGCCCCAGUGAGACUGUACGAUUACUACAAGACGGGUGAGUCCCGCCCGGGACCCACCACCUUUACAGCCGCUCUCCUGGGCUCUGUGGCACAACCAGUGCCUGGGUAGAGGGUGGUGCCAUUG